AUGGUCGGGGCUGCCGCGGAAGGUGCACUUUCCAGCGACGAUGUCGUCGCCGCGGUCACUCCAACGUCCGUUUUCGUCUUGACGCUUCUGAUGGCAUCCAUGACCGGUCUCGGCUCUGUUCCAUUCUUUUUACUCCCGAAAGGGGAGAAACUCUCCCCGUUGUACGCCGGGUUAGCGAACGCCAUCGCGUGUGGGGUCAUGCUCGCGGCUUCUUUCGAUAUGGUUCACGAAGGCCAACCGCACGGUCCCGGUCUGGUGGUUUUUGGAUUGUUCUGCGGGGCAACUUUUAUUGCUUUUUUGCAGAAAAUUUUACGCGCGCACGAAGACGUGUCGUUUGCGAAUUUAGUCGGCGCGGAUGCACGGAAAACGUUACUCGUGGUUGGUAUCAUGACCGCGCACUCGUUCGGAGAAGGGUCGGGCGUCGGGGUGAGUUUUUCAGGAGUCCACGGGUGGGCGCAAGGGUGUUUGGUGACGUUUGCCAUCGGCGUGCAUAACGUUCCGGAAGGUUUGGCGGUGUCGACAGUGUUGGCGAGUAAAGGCGUGAAACCGAUGCAGUGUUUGUUUUGGUCUGUCGUGAGUUCGUUGCCGCAAACGGUAACGGCGGUGCCGUCGUUUUUGUUCGUGGAAACGUUUACGAGCUUGAUGCCGUUUGGAGUCGGUUUUAGCGCCGGGUGUAUGAUUUGGAUUGUGUUCGCGGAGUUGUUACCGGACGCGUUUGAAGGCGCGGAGGAUGCGAGAGCAGUGGCAACGGCGGCAACGAUGAGUGCGGCAGCGUUGGAAGGGUUUCGGAUGGCCAUGCAAAGGCUGGACAACGAAGAUGGGACAUUACGAGCUCCGACGUUGAAAGAUUUUGGUUUAGGAGGAGACGACGUGGGGAGCGGCGGGGGCGGCGGGAAGAGUACGUUUUAUUUAGCGCUUGCGCCGGCGUUUAUAGCCUCGUUCGCGCUGUUUACGUUACGCUUUACGAACAAGAAAGGGAUGUUGCUCGUCGAGCGCUUGUUUAGGGACAAGGUUCGAAGAAAUGAUGAAAUAGAUAUGAACAGCAACAACAACAAUAUUGAAGGAGACGUGUUGAAAUCGUCCUCGGCGCGUAGGAAAAGUAGUUUUGAGGACGGUAAAAUAGGCGCAACGUUAGGGAUUGCGAGUGGUGUGUUGAUCGUCAUGGGUGUACGCGCGAUGUUACUCACGCUUCGCGCUAUUUAUUACGGAGGAGUAGUGGAGAUUGUAUUCGCCGUCGUCGGCGUGAUGCUGGCGAGAUUUAUUCUGUUGCGACUCCCAAAGCUUGUCUUCUUGGACGCGUUCUCCUCGUCUGAGAGUGCAGAGAAGAACUCGACAACCACAAACAGUAGCAGUAGCCUCGCGAGCCUCGCGAACGGGUGGGAUGCCAUCGACGGCGCCUUUGAGGCGUUCAUCGUGUCCAUCACGUGCGUUUCCCUCUCCGUCCUCGAUGGCGUCCGCUUCGCCUCCGCCUCUGAAUCAUUAGAGAACAUUCACAUCGAAUUUCCGGCGUGCAUCCGUGCUCUUGUGAGAACCGCUCCAGCAGCUUUGAGCGCGUUUAGCUGUAAAGCCGGUAACGCUUCUGAACUUGCGCUGCGCGCUUCCCUCUCGGUAGGUUUCGCCUUUUUCUUCUCCGCCGUCGUCGCGGCCAAGUUUGUGAAAGUCUUCAAAUCCGAGCGCGACUUGAACAAACAUCUGGAAGAAUCUUCUGGUAAGAAAAACUUGUUCAAAAUAGAAGGUUUAUUGGAAGCUGCGAGUUGUUUGAUGUGCGCCUACGCCUUCUCCAGAGCCUUGUGGCCUCGCGCUACCAGAGAAACCAGAAGAGGGAGCAACGACGAACAAGCCGGUUUGAUGUUAGGAUUGAUGUUAGGGGUGAGUGCGAACGUGGCGCUUUUUGCGUUGGGUUCAAUGACGCCGUACACGGACGCGCUUUGA
Molecule: messenger RNA, 1932 nt
Organism: Bathycoccus prasinos
Lineage: Eukaryota; Viridiplantae; Chlorophyta; Mamiellophyceae; Mamiellales; Bathycoccaceae
Product: zinc/iron permease
Exons: 1
Coding region: 1-1932 (643 amino acids)
Biological process (GO): zinc ion transmembrane transport
Cellular component (GO): membrane
Molecular function (GO): zinc ion transmembrane transporter activity
Source: RefSeq, a predicted model, not a curated record